Molecule: messenger RNA, 5142 nt
Organism: Pungitius pungitius (ninespine stickleback)
Lineage: Eukaryota; Metazoa; Chordata; Actinopteri; Perciformes; Gasterosteidae
Gene: adam10a
Product: ADAM metallopeptidase domain 10a
Exons: 16
Coding region: 445-2826 (793 amino acids)
Biological process (GO): membrane protein ectodomain proteolysis; Notch signaling pathway
Cellular component (GO): plasma membrane; synaptic membrane
Molecular function (GO): metalloendopeptidase activity involved in amyloid precursor protein catabolic process
Source: RefSeq, a predicted model, not a curated record
GCAGCAGUAGGUAAAGUUAAAUAGACGUGUGGUAUACACUAUUCCUAAUGCAAUUAAAAUGCACAAUAUAGACAGUACAAUAAAAUAAGAGAGCAGAACAUAUUACAUUACAUUUAAGAAUUAAGUAGAAAAAAGAAGAGAAGAAAAAAGAGGAGCACAAAAUACAAGUAUAUACAGCCUACAUUCCCACGACCUACGAGCACAGUAAUGGAGGAACGGGUGUGUCCGCGACCCCUCGGGCGUAAACACCGCGGAAGGGAGGAGGUCUGCCGACCCAUCCGUCCGUCGAGCCGCGGAAGGCCGGCGUCAGUGAUCUAACGUCAGCGAACUAGGAAGUGCGACUAUACCUUUAAGUGAAAGGAAACGAAACAAGGAGCAAUCAGCGAUAUCGCUGCCGGGGCGCGUAGUUAGCUAUAGUUCAUUGGGCGUACAUGGGGUGUCGAUAUGGGAUUUGUUAAACUAAUACUCAUGUUUUGCUGCCUCCGACACAUUACAGGUCAGUUUGGGAACCCCUUGGACAAAUAUAUUCGCCAUUAUGAGGGUUUAUCGUACGACACAGAAGCCCUGCACAACAGUCACCAGAGAGCCAAGAGGGCACUGUCCCCUCAAGACAAGACCGUGCACUUGGACUUCCAUGCACAUGGAAGACAUUUUAACUUGAAGAUGAAGAGAGAUACAACUGUAUUUUCUCCAGAUCUCAUCAUUGAGGUGUCGGGAGAGGAGACACCUAUUGAUACGUCACAUAUUUACAGCGGGGAACUCUUUGGGGAAAAGGGCACACUGACCCAUGGCUCUGUGGUCGAUGGCCGCUUUGAGGGCUUCAUUAAAACUCACCAAGGAACCUACUAUGUCGAACCCUCCGAGAGGUACCUAAAGAACACAAAUGUGCCGUUCCACUCCGUCAUCUAUCAUGAGGAUGACAUCAACUAUCCUCAUAAGUAUGGCUCAGAAGGCGGCUGCGCUGACCACACAGUGUUGGAGAGGAUGAAGAAGUACCAGGACACUGCCGUAGAAGACCCAGUGCAAAAUGGGUACAGUGUGUCGAGUGAGGCAAAGAACUCCGACGGUCCUGUUAUUCUGAGGAGAAAAAGGGCAGCGGCGAAAGAGAAAAACACUUGCCAACUCUUCAUCCAGACGGACCACCUCUUCUUCAAAUACUAUGGCACGAGAGAAGCUGUCAUUGCCCAAAUAUCCAGCCACGUAAAGGCUAUUGACUCGAUUUACCAGGCCACGGACUUCCUCGGCAUUCGAAAUAUCAGCUUCAUGGUUAAAAGGAUCAGGAUAAAUACCACCAUCGAUGAAAAAGACUCAAGCAAUCCUUUUCGAUUUGCCAACAUCGGAGUGGAGAAGUUUUUGGAGCUUAACUCUGAGCAGAACCACGAUGACUACUGCCUCGCCUACGUCUUCUCUGACAGGGACUUUGAUGAUGGUGUGCUCGGCUUGGCUUGGGUUGGGGCUCCUUCAGGAAGCUCUGGGGGCAUCUGUGAAAAGAGCAGACUUUACUCUGAUGGAAAGAGAAAGUCUCUGAACACUGGCAUCAUCACUGUGCAGAACUACGCCUCCCAUGUCCCUCCCAAGGUGUCCCACAUUACUUUUGCUCAUGAGGUUGGGCAUAACUUUGGCUCUCCUCAUGACUCUGGAAUCGAAUGCACCCCUGGAGAGUCUAAGAUGCAAAACAACAAGGAGCAGGGCAACUACAUCAUGUAUGCCAGAGCCACAUCAGGGGACAAGCUCAACAAUAACAAGUUCUCUAUCUGCAGCAUCCGCAAUAUUAGCGCUGUUCUGACAAAGAAGAGAAAUGACUGUUUUGUUGAGUCUGGCCAGCCUAUCUGUGGUAAUGGCCUAGUGGAAGAAGGAGAAGAGUGUGACUGUGGCUACAGUGAUCAGUGUAAAGACCCCUGCUGCUACAAUGCCAAUGAAGGGGAGGGCAAAAAGUGCAAGCUCCAACCCGGCAAAAUCUGCAGUCCCAGCCAAGGCCCAUGUUGCACACCAGAGUGUGGUUAUAAGAGAACAAGUGACAAAUGCAGAGUGGAGUCCGAGUGCGCCCAGGAGGGCAGGUGUAACGGGGCUACUGCUCAAUGUCCUACCUCAGAACCAAAGGCAAACUUUACCUCCUGCCACAGAGAAACACAAGUCUGCCUCAAUGGGGUGUGCUCCGGUUCCAUUUGUGAAAAAUAUGGUCUGGAGGUAUGUACUUGUGCCAGCCAAGAAGGCCAGGAUGAGGCAGCUGAACUGUGCCACGUGUGCUGCAUGAAUAAAAUGAGUCCCACCACCUGCAGCAGUACAGGCUCGGAUAAAUGGGUCAAAUUCUUCAACAAGACAACCACAACGCUGCAGCCCGGUUCCCCCUGCAAUGACUUUAAGGGCUACUGUGACGUGUUCACGAGGUGUCGUCUGGUGGACGCCGACGGGCCUCUCGCUAGACUGAAGAAAGCCAUAUUCAAUGCAGAGCUCUAUGAAAAUAUUGCAGAGUGGAUAGUGGCUCACUGGUGGGCAGUGCUGCUGAUGGGCAUUGCUCUCAUUAUGCUGAUGGCUGGCUUCAUCAAAAUCUGCAGCGUCCACACCCCCAGCAGCAACCCCAAACUGCCCCCGCCAAAGGCACUGCCAGGUACAGUGCGUCAUAUGUGUUUAUAUUUACACGUAUGUUCACAUUCAUCCACUUUAGAUGCUCUUCAUUGUUCUUUUCCUCGACCUUCACAGAGAUGUUUGUGUUCCGUAGGUACUCUGAAAAGGAGAAGGCAGCAACAGGCAAACCAACAGGCCCAGGCCCAGCGCCCCCAACGUCAGCAAAGAGAGAACUAUCAAAUGGGACAGAUGAGACGCUGAGACUCUUUGCCUUGUUUCUUCCAUGUGCCUACCGUAUGAGCACUGCAGUCCAAAGAGUUACCUUUACCACCUAUUGCAGAAUUCAAAGAACUUGCAACUGGAUCUAUUUCACUGGACAAAGCCCAACAGGUUUGGUUGGACCUAGCAAACUCACUCAGCUUUUUUAUAGGAAAUAUAUAAAUACCUUUUCCAAGGAAUGACAGGAGGAUGAAUUCACUGAUCUUUGUUAUGUGGUCUUAAUCUUUGGAUGCUUCUUUUUUUAAUUUUUUUUUUUUUACCAGAUUGAGUAGAGUUUUAGAGUCCCUCCACUGUUCAUCUAUGCCAUCUUCCCUUAUGUCGUUCUUCCUCUCAGUUAAGUGCUGCUGUCAUCAGGCUAAUGGCAGCACUGCAAGUCGCAUUGGUGUUUACUGCCAACAAAACCGCAUCGUUUUUUGACAGUCUAAUUUGAUCUUUAGCUUUAUAUUUCUAAAACAUAUUCCUACAUUGUGCAAUUGUACAGGUGUCGCAGUAGGGUUUUUUUUCGUUUUUUUCCUGAGUUUCAAAUUAAUUAUUAUUAUUUUUUUUUUUAAGAUUAUUUACUGUUUCUCAGGAUGAAUACAACAACAGCAUACAAGUGAAUUGAGUGGAAAAGACUACUGCAUGCUUAUUUCAGGGUAGAAUCCCACCUGGCUGAAGCCUGUACAGAAGGGUUCAUGUUGGCGGUUGUGGGAUCCAGAGGCCAGUUUUCUAUGAAAAGAAUUAAGCUAAAUGAGUUUAAUAAAAACAAAGGGUCCCUGUUAUCCUAUGAAGGCGGGAUGGAUUAUCUGGAUGUGUAUAUGCAUCGUUUUGAAGCUGCGUUUACAUACAACUUCAGUCUUUGUACCAUAGAGAAUGAGGACAAAAAAAGGCCUGUGCAUGUUGGAAGUUAUUACAGAAAAUAAUUCUCAUUGGGAUUGUCCUGCUCUUUUAUCCACUUGUUGUGUUCUGUCACUUUUUGAAAUGACAGAAUGUAAAAACCACUCAACAGCGGUUUCCAUCCUCUCAGCCAGAUGUGGAACCUGUCUGGUUAAAAUGUGAUUUUAGCUUUUGAUGAUCCUUGCAGUUCAGAUUAUUUGUGUAUGUGGGGGAAUUUAAUACAUUUAGGAAAAAUAUAGCUUCUGAUUUUAUUCUUGCUGGUGUUCUCAAACAAUCACUAUUUGUGAGCGAUCCACUGACUUUUCCUACAGGAGAUUUUCUCCUAAGAGCUUUGUUUCCCUUGUUACACUUGGUUUGUGUAAUUGCGUUAAAAUGUGCCUACUAGGAGAAGUCUGACUGAAGUUGGUGAACUAGUGCUCUUUAGCAAGGCUGUAACCAUGUAUGCACUGUUAUCAGUCUGCGCUGCUUGGCAAUGUAUGACGACAAUUGUAAAUGUAAGUGACGAUUGAUCAACAUAAGAAUCGAAUGUUGCAAAAACACAUUUUCAUAUUACACUCAAUUUAUUGUUUUACAUUUUUAGAGAUACUCUCAGACUAUAAAAACAUGUCUGUAGUUUCUUCAAAUUAUUUUGUUUUUAUUUUAUUUUCUGGUUGAACACUGAGGCUUUUUGUUUAGUUUACCUUUGGUUACUUAUGGAGCACAGUUGUGUUCUAUGCAAGAUGUAAAGACGUUGCGUUAUUGAUCAGUCAGAUUCUAUGCAGAGUAUCACAGAGCUGUGAACAAGUUAGCCUCUUCACAGAAAAAUGCCUUCAAUGUUUUCUUCUUAAUGGGCACAUUAACUAUUCUGUUGUUUGUUUCAUAUCAAGCUGGUUGUGUUUAUGUGCUGCAGCAAAGAACAAAGAGACACGCAAAUCCUUUGUUGCACCUUUUACCGAUUUUGUUUGUAUUUCUGGUGCUACUGGUAAUGCUUUUUCUUGGGUUGGAGCUUAAACUAUAUUUUUUAUUAUCUUUAGCAAGUUUUGAAGCUUUUUGUGUGUUUGUGUGUAUGUGAGAGAGAGUUAAAGAGUGAGACCUUAUUUGCGGACUCAUCCUUAUCCAAUUUAUUGACAUUUAUGGAGUGUUAGGGUGAUUCUCUGGGAUUCUUCCCUGUUUCACAUGUGACGCUAUGAUGUGGAUAAAUGUGCACUGAAGUGUAAUUGGUAUAAACAAAUAAUCGGUAUAGAUUCAGUACUACUGUCUGAUUUGAAUGUCUCCUGUGUCUUACACCGUUUCCUUGCUGGUCUUUUAGUUUUUCUUUUACAUUCGUUAAGUAUGUUUCCCGUUGUGCUUAUUUUGAAAAUUGGACUUAAUUCGCAAACUCAUUGUGCAAAAGUAUGAUCAUUUGAAUUACUUGAAAUGCAUUAAUAAACAGAGUUGAUAACA